Molecule: messenger RNA, 1049 nt
Organism: Scylla paramamosain (green mud crab)
Lineage: Eukaryota; Metazoa; Arthropoda; Malacostraca; Decapoda; Portunidae
Product: ferritin-like
Biological process (GO): intracellular iron ion homeostasis; iron ion transport
Cellular component (GO): cytoplasm
Molecular function (GO): ferric iron binding; ferrous iron binding
Source: RefSeq, a predicted model, not a curated record
UCGGUAUAAAACCGUGAGCGCAGGCAAGUUGCGCAGAGACGCUCCGGGUCACCAGUGUGUGAACGAGCUCCUGUCGCCUGCUUCCUCAGCCCUACCACGCCAUUGAUUCAUCCCAUCUCCUCUUUGCCAUCUGCCACCAACCUUCAAGAUGUCCAGCCAAGUCCGCCAGAACUACCAUGAGGAGUGUGAGGCCUCCAUCAACAAACAGAUCAACAUGGAACUGUAUGCCAGCUAUGUUUACCUGUCCAUGAGUUACUACUUCGAUAGGGACGAUGUUGCUCUCCCCGGGAUGAAGAAGUAUUUCAAGGACUCAAGUGAUGAAGAGAGGGAACAUGCCCAGAUUCUGAUGAAGUACCAGAACCAGCGUGGAGGAAGGAUCGUGCUGCAGGCCAUUGCUGCUCCAUGCCAGCAGGAGUGGGGCAAUGCCCAUGAUGCCCUCCAGGCUGCUCUUGACCUGGAGAAACAAGUCAAUCAGAGCCUCCUGGAGCUACAUGGCAUUGCCAGCAAGCAUAACGACCCCCACCUUACCAAGCUGCUGGAAGAUGAAUUCCUUUCUGAACAGGUGGAAGCCAUCAAGAAGAUUGGGGACAUGAUCACCCGCCUCAAGCGUGCUGGAACCUCUGGCUUGGGAGAGUUCAUUUUUGACAAGGAGCUUGCAUAAGAGAACAUCAGUUAAACUAGAUGGGCGUACAACUCAUCUAGUUUUUUAAUCAGAUUGAAGUAGUAACUUGAAUGACAGAUAUAAACACAUUUUGAGCUUUAUUUCAUUAUAGCUUCAACACAAGAAAGAAAAUUUGAUUUUACAAUUACCAGAAAUUUCUCAAGUGCUGUAUUUUGUGUAUAUUGACAGAAGUCAUUUAGUAUGUAACAUUCUUAUGAAUGCAUUUAUGUAUGUAAUGGAUGUAUAGCAGUGACUUGUCGCCACUAAACAACAGCAUUCACUUUGGCAUCAGGUUUGUACAUGUUGAUUUUGCUUCACUUGCCUCAGCUUGGUGUUGGCACCUAAAUUAUUCUGUUAUACAUGGCACUCAUUAAAAGGUUAUCACCCA